AUGGGAGGCGUUUCCCGAAGUCAAUCUGCCCUAUGCCAGACGUGUGACGUGCGUGUCUGCCGACCGACCCUGAACCUGAAAGCUGCAGCACAGCUACUCUUUUCUUCUGCGUCAAUUUGGGGUCGAUCUGGUCAAAUCAUGGACUGGCACAGCCCACUCUCAGAAAACUCCGUAGAUUUUGUCGGCAAAGACAAAAACGCUGUAAACCUUUCCGCUAGGAUAUCUCCGCGUCAACCACAAAGCCCAUGGUUUUCGAGGUAUACGACUGGCGAAGAUCAACCCCAGUACAUGGAUAGAGCCAUCCCGUACUACGGUACACUUGUCUUGUCGCAGUUUGUCGCAGUUUGUGUCGCUGCUGCUGCCCAUGUCUGCGUGCGCUCCGAAAUGCCAAUACUCCUCAGCUUUAGAAAAUACAUCUCGUUGUCUAUUGUCUAUCGGUUCUUCCCCUUGCACGGGCAAAUAGCUAGUCCUACUCUACACUCUAAUCUACACUGA
Messenger RNA from Ustilaginoidea virens, 495 nucleotides. RefSeq lists its product as uncharacterized. The transcript is spliced from 2 exons. Lineage: Eukaryota; Fungi; Ascomycota; Sordariomycetes; Hypocreales; Clavicipitaceae. The record is from RefSeq and is a predicted model, not a curated record. The coding region runs from base 1 to 495 and encodes 164 amino acids.